AUGGUGCUUUAUUCACUUAUUGUUUUCUGUGUUUAUGCAUGCUUCGCUAAAACCCAAGCGACAUUCAACCUUUCACUCAAUACAACCAUUUCUAUAGAUCCAGAACUGACUUACUUGAUACUUCCUGAUUAUGAAGGGAACAUCACACAAAACUUCGUCGACACACAAACCAGCAACUCAAGCGUGUCAACCCUACUCACCUCCGCCAAGUCCGCCGCAUUCAUAUCCUACGAUGCUGAAUUCCUGACACUUCUCACCGGUAUCUGGGUACCCGAUCGCAAUGAAGUCUGGUUCACAAGUUCAUCCAUAAACGAUAGCACCACGAUCUCCAUUCUCAACCUCAAUAAAUCCGAAAUAUCUACCCCGAACACUAGUAUUCCAAUCAUUAAUCCUAACGGAGGCACAUACUUCAACCACCGCGUCUACUUUGCUAGUGACGGGAACGCCACCGUUUCCCCUGCAAUUUACGCUAUAGAUCCUACCACAGGCUACACAGAAAUCAUCAUAAAUUCCUAUUUCGGCAUCCCAUUUAACGGCCCCAAUGAUCUCACAUGGGUAAAUCAUAAUGGAACUCCAUACCUAUUUUUCACCGAUGAUCCCCUGUCCUCUCUCUAUGAUGGAGAAUUCCCAGCCGUCCUCCCAGACGCCGUCUGGCGUUUCUCUCCUACGACAAAAUCGCUCGUUCCCGUUGUUUCUCGCGCUGAUAUAUUAGUACCUAAUGGAAUUAACGUUAAUGCCGCUAUGGAUACUCUAUACAUUACAGAUACGACUCCGAUAACAACCACUGAUUCUGGCGCAAAUAACCCUGGCUCUAAUGCGAUCUACAAAUUUGAUCUCGACGAAAACAUGUUUCCAAUCAACAAAAGACUAGUAGGGAUUUCGAGAACGGGUAUUCCGGAUGGUAUUUAUGUAGAUGAUAAAAAUAGGAUAUGGACGGCUGAGAGUGAAGGGAUUGUGGUGAGGAAUGAUGCAGGAAAAGUGUUGGGUUUGUUUAAUGCGGAGGUGUUUCUAGAUGAUCCGGUGGGAGAACCGGGGAUUGAAAUUGCGAGUUUUGCGUUGGCGGGGGAUGUGCUGGUUGUGGAGGGGAGUGGCAGGUUAUGGAGUCUUUAG
Molecule: messenger RNA, 1110 nt
Organism: Sclerotinia borealis F-4128
Lineage: Eukaryota; Fungi; Ascomycota; Leotiomycetes; Helotiales; Sclerotiniaceae
Source: the annotation of a GenBank genome assembly